GGGCUGGAGCUUCCCGAGGUAGUUUCCAGGCUAGAAGUUUUUGCUCCAACUCGGCUGGCUGAGUCAUGGGACAACGUUGGACUUCUGAUUGAGCCAUCGCCCCCCAAAAUGGUUCAGACGGUGAUGUUGACCAAUGAUCUGACGGAGGACGUCAUGUCCGAGGCUGUGGAGAAGAAGGUGGACCUCAUUCUCAGCUACCACCCUCCAAUCUUCCGUGCGCUGAAGCGACUCGCCUUCUCCAAGACGUGGAAGGAGAGGAUCGCCGUCACGUGCCUCGAGAACCGGAUAGCCGUGUACUCGCCUCAUACCUGCUACGACGCGCUCAACGGCGGCGUCAACGACUGGCUGUGCGAGGCGUUCGGCCGCGCCCGCGUGACGCCGCUGACGCCCAGCCUGGGUGCCGAGCCGCCGCUGCAGGUGCUGGUCCCUCUGCCGCCGGGCCCCGUCCGCCAGCUGGACUGGGUUGACGACCUACACGAGCUGUGCCGCCAGCUGCCAGGCGCCUCCGUCGAGGCCAGGUACCAGGACGUGGUGGGCGACGUGGCGCACGCUGGGCAGCCCGCUGCCGUCGACGCCGUCAAGGCGCACCUGGGCCUGCAGCACGUGCGGCUGGCGGAGGCCGUCGGCAAGCCGAGCGGUGAGCUGCCGGCGCGCUGCAGAGGGGGCGGUCUGGUGCGCUGCCGAGGGAGCGAGUGGGCCGGGCGGUCUGGCGCGCUGCCGAAGGAGCUAGUGGGCCGGGGCGGUAGGCGCGCUGCCGAGGGAGCGAGUGGGCCGGGGCGGUAG
Messenger RNA from Pollicipes pollicipes, 783 nucleotides. Its product is annotated as NIF3-like protein 1. NCBI's taxonomy places the organism in Eukaryota, Metazoa, Arthropoda, Thecostraca, Pollicipedomorpha, Pollicipedidae. The record is from RefSeq and is a predicted model, not a curated record. The annotation marks the transcript as partial. The transcript is spliced from 6 exons. Gene Ontology annotation, cellular component: mitochondrion; cytoplasm.